This is a messenger RNA of Penicillium manginii, 765 nucleotides long. RefSeq lists its product as uncharacterized. The transcript is spliced from 4 exons. The record is from RefSeq and is a predicted model, not a curated record. Gene Ontology annotation, molecular function: hydrolase activity. Lineage: Eukaryota; Fungi; Ascomycota; Eurotiomycetes; Eurotiales; Aspergillaceae. Bases 1 to 765 code for a protein of 254 amino acids.
AUGGCUUCCAACCCCCCUGGCAAAUGCUGCUUCAAAGGAGUGAAACACGAGGGCUCUUCAAGCGGCAAGAUCAUCAAAAUUGGCGAGAUAGAGGCUUAUGUUCAGUACCCCGACAACUCAUCCACAGAACGCGGAAUUCUUCUGCUGACCGACGUUUUUGGCCACCGCUUCAUCAACUCCCAGUUGAUCGUCGACCAGCUAGCAGCCAACGGGUAUUUCGUGGUUAUGCCCGACCUUUUCGCGGGCGAUUCUGUUGCACUUGACGAAGCGGAUACCGUUGAUUUCUCUAAAUGGAUGACCGGCGGUUACUCGGACAACAAAAGAGCUCACUUGCCAGCCGCGAUAGACCCAAUAGUCGAAACUUGCAUACAUGAAAUGCGGACAAAUUAUCACGUCAAGAAUCUGGGUGCAAUUGGAUACUGCUUCGGAUCCAAAUACGCGAUCCGUUUCCUCAAAGCGGCCGAGACUCGAGUUGACGCUGCGUUUAUCGCCCACCCUAGUUUCAUCGACAGCAACGAGCUCGAGGAUAUUGCAGGCCCGCUUGCCAUUGCGGCCGCGGAAAAAGACGAGAUUUUCCCGUACUCGAAGCGGCGCGAGUCCGAAAAGAUCCUUGAGCGGGUGGGUAUGCCUUAUGAGAUUACCGUCUAUGGCGGGGUUGAACACGGGUUCGCUGUUCGGGGAGCGGUCGAUGAUCGUAAGGUGCUGUUUGCGAAGGAGGGCGCAUUUAACCAGGCUGUGCGGUGGUUUGGAGAGUAUCUUGGAUAA